AUGACUUUCCCUCUAUUUAACGCUCUUCUUUUCUACUUAACACUUCCAUUUUGGAACGGCCAUCUAAAAUCUCAGCGCCUGCCAGACUCUGCUCCCAUUAGCGUCAUUGAUCGCUUUCACAACUGUACUACUGUUCCCACUGGCUUAGGAACAUCUGACCUAGCCGAUUCACGCUUCAAUACCAUUUUGAAUGCCAGAGAAAUCGAAUCCGCACUACAGAGCCUCGAGAGCCACUACGAUGUCUCUCUUACCCACGCGCCUUAUAAGAGCUACUGGGGGUAUGCUCCACUAGUAGCACAUAUCAAGUUCAAGCCUUUGCCUACUCCCCGCCGAGCUCCUUCGACCAAAGAAAAAAUACCCCAGACUGUCUUUCUUACGUCAGGCUUUCAAGGCCGCGAGCGCGGCGGCCCAGAUAGUCUCAUUUACUUUAUCUCUGAUCUUCUCUACGCCUAUGAAAAUUCCAAGGGCCUCACCUAUGGCAGAGUUUACUUUACACAUGAUCAAGUGCGACAGGCAUUGUCGCAAAAUAUUAUGAUUCUCCCAAUGACCAACCCGGACGGUCUUAUCUGGGAUCAGCGUCACGAUAGUUGUUGGGGCAAGAACCUGAAUCUCACUAUGCGUAAAAGCUCACCCUUUGGAACCAAAUUGAGAGGAAUAGGUGUAAACAUCGACCGCAACUUCGACAUUGCAUGGGACUAUAGACGCAUAUUCAGCAAGAAAGCCACGGAUGUCGCAUCCGACAACCCCUUGCAUGAGCUCUACCACGGUACAGAGCCCUUUUCAGAGGCCGAAUCCCGCAACGUUGCUUGGGUUAUUAACAAUCAUCCUGAGAUCCGCUGGUACAUGAACAUCGGUACCAAUUCUCGUGCCAUCAACCACCCAUGGGAUAUUAGCGGUGUUCAGAUCUUAGAUCCCACGCAAAACUGGCGCAAUGAAACCUAUGACGGGAAGCGUGGCGACCCGGAAUACUCGUACGGCGAGUUCAUGAAGGAAACGGAGAGGAACAGAUUUCAUCGUGUCGCCUACAACAUCGCCGAGCAGGUGCAAGUUGUGUAUGGUAAAGAAUUCAAACACCAGCAUGAUGUAAAAGAGAAGAGCAAGCUCUUUCUGGGAGCCUCUGGAACAGCGACCGACUGGGCUUACAGCCAGCAUAUUGUCAACAAAAAACGCGAGGUUUACUCGUUGAAGUUCCAGUUUGGGUUGUCAGACGAGGAGGCCGAGGCCAUUGCACUGAGAGGCGGCUGUCCUUACUACCCUACCAGCGAGCAAUACAAAAGAGGCAUGAUCGAGGCUGCUGCAGGGUAUAUGAGGUUCCUGCUAGGAGUGUCAGAAGAGUUUCAGAGCGAACCUCCUAGGGUCCCGCUCGAAUAG
Messenger RNA from Colletotrichum truncatum, 1371 nucleotides. Its product is annotated as peptidase m14. Lineage: Eukaryota; Fungi; Ascomycota; Sordariomycetes; Glomerellales; Glomerellaceae. The record is from RefSeq and is a predicted model, not a curated record. Gene Ontology annotation, molecular function: zinc ion binding; metallocarboxypeptidase activity. Gene Ontology annotation, biological process: proteolysis.